Messenger RNA from Acanthisitta chloris (rifleman), 975 nucleotides. RefSeq names its product phenazine biosynthesis-like protein domain containing (gene PBLD). Gene Ontology annotation, molecular function: isomerase activity. Gene Ontology annotation, biological process: biosynthetic process. Gene Ontology annotation, cellular component: cytoplasm. The record is from RefSeq and is a predicted model, not a curated record. The transcript has 9 exons. The coding region runs from base 115 to 975 and encodes 286 amino acids. Lineage: Eukaryota; Metazoa; Chordata; Aves; Passeriformes; Acanthisittidae.
CCUCCUGCCGGGAGGGAAACAUUAACUUGUAGCUCUGCUGUCCUUUGGGGUGAAAGUGGCUAAAAAAAAGCACCUCGCGGAGCACAGCCCGCGGCUGCGCAGGCGAAAACGACAAUGCAAAUCCCUAUUUUUACGGUCGAUGCGUUUACACACCGGCCGUUCUCUGGAAAUCCUGCGGCAGUUUGUCUACUUGAAAAUGACUUGGAUGAAGGUUUGCACCAAAAAAUCGCAACAGAAAUGAACCUUUCAGAAACAGCUUUCAUCAGAAAGCUGCACCCUGGAGAUGAUUUUACCAAAAGUUCUUGCUUUGGACUCAGAUGGUUCACCCCAGCCAAUGAAGUUCCUCUCUGUGGUCAUGCUACACUUGCAUCAGCUGCUGUGUUGUUUCAUGUACAAAAAAAUACAAAUUCAGUUCUCACAUUUGUGACACUGAGUGGGGAAUUAAAAGCCAGACAAAUGAAAGAUCAUAUUGUCCUGGACUUGCCACUUUACACGACGUACCCACAGGUCCUUCAGGAAGUAGAAGAAUUAAUAAAGGCAGCUGUUGGUGACAUGGUUGUUCAAGAUCUUCGGUAUUCGCCUGACACAAAGAAGCUGUUAGUCCGCCUCAGUGAUACUUAUGAAAGGUCUGUGUUGGAAGAACUGAAAGUGAGUGCACAACACUUCUUGUCAGCUGAAAAGACUGGGAAGGUGAAAGGACUCAUACUCACCCUUAAGGGAAAUUCCAGUGGAAAAGGCCAUGAUUUUUACUCCAGAUAUUUUGCACCUUGGUAUGGAGUUCUGGAAGAUCCAGUUACAGGAUCUGCCCAUGCUGUUUUGAGCAGCUACUGGUCAGAGCAGCUGGGGAAGAAAGAAAUGCUUGCUUUUCAGUGUUCCUGUCGUGGAGGAGAGUUGAAGAUUUCUGUGCGGGGUGACGGAAGAGUUGACAUUGCAGGGCAAACUGCUGUUGUAUUGAAAGGAAACCUGACUUUCUGA